Portunus trituberculatus (swimming crab) is the source of this 2974-nucleotide messenger RNA. RefSeq names its product nucleolin 2-like. NCBI's taxonomy places the organism in Eukaryota, Metazoa, Arthropoda, Malacostraca, Decapoda, Portunidae. The transcript has 3 exons. Bases 432 to 2801 code for a protein of 789 amino acids. The record is from RefSeq and is a predicted model, not a curated record.
AAUAUGAUAACUGAACCCAUUCCUUUCAUCAACCACUCUAUUAGAUAACCAGUUCCUUCCCAUUUCUUUCCUAAACCUAAAUUUCUCACCCUUCAACCCAUUAUUUCUGGUCCUAUCCUGGAAACCUUUGCCUCUCCCUGGGGGCUGGGCAGCUUUCUGGGAUUAAACGCGGGAAACGCAGCAAACGCUGCUGAUGUGAACCGUGCUUGCUCCUGUGGCGGGAAAUUCUCGGUAUGAAAGGUAAACAAACGUCCAUAGCCUGAAAACCAUCCUAUCACGGCACUAACAACCCUUCUGACACCACGACACUGAAGGACAGGUAAUUUAUAGUACAUGGCAGAGCGAAAGGAAAGCAACAAGGAAGAGUUAUUAAGCAAGAUCAGUCAAGAAGGCCAGAAAUCAAGACAGGAAGCCUUAGUGUGCUGCUAGAGAUGAGCUUUCGGACUCAGUUCACAUCAUCAAGAAGAUUUCUUUCCAGCCACAGUCCUUUGAUGCAGAUAUCAGUUAACAAAGUAAAAGAAAACAUCAAACAGAAAAAGUGUGAAAAUAAACUUGACAGUGGUAUUGCUGAUUACAAAGCGGAAGAUAUCAUUAAUGGUAAAGAAAACAUUGAAGACUCUAAACCAGCUGAAAAAACUACGUCAAAUGAAGUGAGUGAAGACUUGUGUACGUGGGAGCAAAAGAAAAAAACGGAUAUAAAGCAGUCAGGGAAAAUUAGAGCAGCACCAGUCACAACAGAAUGCAUUGAUAAAAUGUUGAAUGAGGAGUUUGAUGAUGAAAUUAGUGACGAAGAAGAAGAUACAGAAAUCAGUCAUUCUGAAUUAGACAAAAAGUUAACAAAAAGGAAGAUGAAAAACCGAUCUUUUUCCUCUAGUGAAAGUGAUACAGAAGUAAGAAAGAAACCCAAAAUUGAACAUCUGAAGAAAUCUGAUGAAGAAAAACAUAUUCAGACUAAUAUUUCUCCUACUAAAAGGAAAAUGCAUACUUUAGAAUUGACCUCUGACAGUGAUGCUGAAUUCACACAGAAGAAAACUACUCACGAUACAAAGAAAGAGAGAGAAAAUGGAAGUAAUUCUGACAAUGAUUUAGAAUUGCCAACAAACAAAAUGAAAAGGAGAAAUGCUUCUCAAGUGGGGAAGAAAAAGAAAGUAGAACAAAAUGAUUCAGAGAGUGAUUCUGAACCAGAGCAAAAGAAAAAGACUCAAGUUAAGAAAAGAAAAAUACCUCAAAAUUCUGAUAGUGAUGAUGAACCUCUGGUAAAGAAAGUAAGUCAGAUAAAAAAGAAAACAAAUUCAGAUGUGAGUGGUUCUGAUGUCAAUAAGAAAAACAAGACAAAGAAAAGCAGUUCUGAGAAUUCCGACAGUGAUUAUGAACCACUUGCAAAGACAGCAAGUGGAAGUAAGAAAGUGGAAUCAAAUAGUGGGGAUUCUGACUGGAAUCCUAAACCCCAAAGGAAGAAAGUCUCUAGGAAUAAAGAGAGUAAGAAAUUGAAAGAUAGUGAUUCUGCCAGUGAUGAUGACAAACCCCUAGCAAGGAAAAAACACAGAGCUAAAAAGGCUGAUUCCAAAAUCAGCAGCAAACUCCUCCCAACCAAAAAAUCUCUUGUUAAAAAGAAGAAACAAGAAUCAGAUGAAAGUGACUCAGACAGUGACAGUAAACCUCUUUCAGCAAUGACUCAAAAAAAGAAAAAAGAGUCAGAUGAAAGUGACUCAGACAGUGACAGCAAACCUCUUUCAACAAAGACUCAAAAAAAGAAAAGAGAGUCAGAUAAAAGUGACUCAGACAGUGACAGCAAACUUCUUUCAACAAAUACUCAAAAAAGGAUCAAUAAAUCAGAUGAAAAUGACUCCGACAUCAAAGACACCAAACCUCUUUCAGCAAAAAGAUCUGCAGUUAAGAAGAAGAAACAAGAAUCAGAUGAAAGUGACUUAAAUAGUGACAGUAAAGUAAGCAAACCUGAUCCACCAAAAAAAUAUCCAAUUAAGAAGAAACAAGUAUCAAAUGAAAGUGACUCAGACAGUGACAGUAAACCUCUUUCUAAAAAGACACAAAAAAAGAAUAAUGAAUCAGACGAAAGUGACUCUGACAGUGACAGUAAACCCCUUUCAGCAAUGACUCAAAAAAAGAAAAAAGAGCCAAAUGAAAGUGACUCUGACAGUGACAGCAAACCACUUUCAAGAAAAACUCAAAAAAAGAAAGAAAUACCAGAUGAAAGUGACUCAAACAUCAAAGAUACCAAACCUGUUUUAGCAAAGAGAUCUCCAGUUAAGAAGAAACAAGUAUCAGAUGAAAGUGACCCUGACAGUGACAGCAAACCACUUUCAACAAAGACUAAAAAGAAGAUAAGAGAAUCAGACGGUGACUCAGACAGUGACAAUGAACCCCUUUCAGCAAAAACUGGAAAAAAAAAGGAAGAGUCAGAUAAAAGUGACUCAGACAGUGACAGUAAAGACACCAAUCCUCUCUCAGCCAAAAAGUCUCCUGUUAAAAAAAGGAAAGACGCAAGUGAAAGUGACUCAGACAGUGACAGUAAACCUCUUUCAACAAAAACCAAAAAAAAGAAAAAAGAAGAAUCAAAUGGAAGUGAUUCAGACAAUGACAGUCAACCUCUUCCAGUGAAAAAGAAGAAUAAUUCAGAGGAAAGUGAUUCAGAGACCGUCACAAAGAAGAAGGCAAGUAUUAAAGGUAAACCCUCGGCAAAGAAGACAUCACAUUCUCAGCCAAGGAAACAUUCUGACAGUGAUACAAGUUCAGACAUAGACUCGAAACCACAGGAAGAGAAAAAGUUACCAAGAGCCUGAAGAAAAAAGCGGGGAAAGAUGGUGGUGGUAAAAAGCAGAAGGUAGUCUCACCAAAGUCCAAAUCCACAUCAGUCAAGAACAAAAAGGAAGGAAGCACUAGUUCAGGCAUUGACUCUUCCCCCGACUCCGACAGUGAAGGUGCCUCAAGUAAACUCAGUAGCAAGUCUCAAAAA